This is a messenger RNA of Phragmites australis (common reed), 474 nucleotides long. RefSeq lists its product as uncharacterized. The record is from RefSeq and is a predicted model, not a curated record. Lineage: Eukaryota; Viridiplantae; Streptophyta; Magnoliopsida; Poales; Poaceae. The coding region runs from base 1 to 474 and encodes 157 amino acids. The transcript is spliced from 2 exons.
AUGGUGCAGAGGUUCUGCGGGCAUUAUGCUAGGGCCGUGCGUAAUAGGAGGAGUGGGACGAUCGAGCCCGACACGAUUGCGGCGGCAUGUCAGAUGUUCCAGGCUGCGGAAAACAAGGAGCUCACGUUGCUGCCUUGUUGGGUGGAGUUGAGGCAUCAUCCCAAGUGGCAAUCCGAGGCCUUGCGCAAGAAGAAGAAGACCUCCGCUGCAGGCAACCCCGCAUCAGCGCAGCACGUUGAGUCUUCUCCCGGGGUGAACGUACCCGAAGGUGUAGCUGCAGGACCUUCCAGUGGUGGUCCACGUCUGAAAUGGUCACCUGGCCGCAAUUGCUCGAAGGAGGUUGCCCGCGGUUCUUCCUCCUCGAACUCAGCUUCUGGGCCCAUGAUAGAGAUAUUUGACUGCCAGUCGGCCAUGAAAGAGAAGGUUGAGAAGGACAGGGCGGAGAGAUUUGCUGAGAUGAUGAGAAUAGAGUAG